AUGACCGACAUGGACAGCCGCAUCCUGCAAGUCCAGACCAUGACUGGGUAUCACUUACAGAACAAGCUGCUAUGUGCAGAAGCCUUGCAGAUGAAGGAACCGAAUUGUCCUCUUCGCGUCGAAGGAACACUCCAUCUCUUCCACAAGAACAGAGACCUCGAGUUGGUCGGAGACGCUGUCAUCGAUGCUGUGCUAGCUACUAUGUGGUACGAAGCACGCGAUCACAAGGGUGAGCGUUACAGCCUCGCAGCUUGGACCCAGAUGCGCAACGAUCUCGUCAGCAAUGAGAAGUUUGCUGAACGUGGGUUCAGCCUUGGACUGGACAAGCUCAUCAUCAUGAACCGGGGCAUGAGCAGCCCAUCUAACGACAUGGUGGCGAACACCUUCGAAGCCAUUGUGGGAGCGAUACACGUAGAUGCACGAGAUGCAUCUUUCGCCGCUGUUCGCAAUGCUCUCGAGCACAUGGGGUUCUUUGACCACCCUCUACUCUCUGGGUCGUCCACUGUCCAGCACAUCACCACUGGACUUGCCGCCACCACUCUUGCCUAG
Molecule: messenger RNA, 549 nt
Organism: Alternaria ethzedia
Lineage: Eukaryota; Fungi; Ascomycota; Dothideomycetes; Pleosporales; Pleosporaceae
Exons: 2
Coding region: 1-549 (182 amino acids)
Biological process (GO): RNA processing
Molecular function (GO): ribonuclease III activity
Source: RefSeq, a predicted model, not a curated record